GAAUGCAGGUGAGGGAAGGCACGGACUCUGCGGCUGCGAACCCAAACUUGGGCACCGCACGGGGCGCACGGUUCAGCCCUCGCCCCCACGGGCGAAAGGCUGCUGCGGCUUCAGGCGGAGGCUUCCUGACUAAUGACCUUGCGCAGAGUUGUUAAGAAAAAAAAGAGAAACCCGAGGAGCCCCCGUGGGUGAGGAGCGGCUGACUCCGGGCGUCUGUCUCCGAAGAUGGCUCGGGCUUCUCUUUGGCGCGCUGGGGAGACCCGGACGCGGACCGCGCGGUGACGCGAGUAGCCUUCCCCGCGCCGUGCCCGGAGCGACCUGCGGGAGAUUUUUCAUUCUUGUUCUGUUGACUGGCUCCCCCGCCGCCUGAGAGGAGUCGGAGUUGAGACUGGCUUGUAGCUGACCAGAGCCUCGUGCCGGCGGCGGCUCACGUUCUGCCUGGGCGCCCGCAGCUGGAGCACAGGCUGCGUCUUGGAGUAAGCGGCUGCAACGUGCACCGGACUCAACUCGAGUGGCCGGAAGCCCGGCGGGGCUGCAGGCGCGGAGGCUGCAGCUCGCUCCCCGCCGCUCCCGGCUCCUCCGGCCGCCUGCAGUCGCGGCUCCGGCUCGGGCUCGCUCCGACAGUGAGGGGACGGAGCCGCCGUUGCUCCUCCCGCUGCGGGGAUGACUUUUGGGGGGCGGGGGGCGCCGAGCCCGCGGCGCGCAGUGUCCCGUGAACUGUGAGUACUGCGCCUGAACGGCGGCCGGCGAGCGGGCGAUUAGCACCCAUUGCAUGAAUGAUGAAACAAUAACUUUCGGAAGAAGCAGGAGGAAAAGAGAAAAAGAAGGACCGAUCUCUGCACACCCCCCUUCUACGCGCUGCUCUUGCCCCCCCUCCCUCCCGCUGCCCCCUCGGUUCCUCAGUUCCCCGGGAGAAGAGAGGACUGGAGGAGGGCGGGUGGCCAGCCCCGGAGCCAGGGGUGCUGAGGGCGCCGUGGUCAGAAGGAGCAGUAGCAGCAGCAGCAGGAGAAGAUGCUGAGGAUGCGGACGGCGGGGUGGGCGCGCGGCCGGUGCUUGGGCUGCUGCUUCCUCCUGCCGCUCUGCCUCAGCCUGGCGGCCGCCAAGCAGCUCCUCCGGUACCGGCUGGCCGAGGAGGGCCCCGCCGACGUCCGGAUCGGCAACGUCGCCUCGGACCUGGGCAUCGUGACCGGUUCCGGGGAGGUGACUUUCAGCCUGGAAUCGGGCUCCGAGUACCUGAAGAUCGAGAACCUCACGGGCGAGCUGAGCACCAGCGAGCGGCGCGUCGACCGCGAAAAGCUACCCCAGUGUCAGAUGAUCUUCGACGAGAACGAGUGCUUCCUGGACUUCGAGGUGUCGGUGAUCGGGCCCUCGCAGAGCUGGGUGGACUUGUUUGAGGGCCGGGUCAUCGUGCUGGACAUCAACGACAACACGCCCACCUUCCCGUCGCCAGUGCUCACGCUCACGGUGGAGGAGAACCGGCCGGUGGGCACGCUCUACCUCCUGCCUACUGCCACUGACCGCGACUUUGGUCGCAACGGCAUCGAGCGCUACGAGCUGCUGCAGGAGCCCGGGGGCGGCGGCGCCGAGGGCCGGCGCUCCUUGCCGGCCGACAGCGCCCCCUACCCCGGGGGCGGCGGGAACAGCGCGGGCGGCGGCGGCCCCGGAGGCUCCAAGCGGCGGCAGGACGCGCCGGAGGGCGGAGGCAGCGGCGGCAGCCCCGGCGGGCGCAGCAGCGUGUUCGAGUUGCAGGUGGCGGACACCCCGGACGGCGAGAAGCAGCCUCAGCUGAUCGUGAAGGGGGCGCUGGACCGCGAGCAGCGCGACUCCUACGAGCUGACCCUGAGGGUGCGCGACGGCGGCGACCCCCCACGGUCCUCACAGGCCAUCUUGCGGGUGCUUAUCACCGACGUGAACGACAACAGCCCUCGCUUCGAGAAGAGCGUCUAUGAGGCUGACCUGGCUGAGAACAGCGCCCCAGGGACCCCCAUCCUGCAGCUGCGCGCUGCCGACCUGGAUGUGGGGGUCAAUGGGCAGAUCGAGUACGUGUUCGGGGCUGCCACUGAGUCCGUGCGGCGGCUCCUGCGCCUGGACGAGACGUCAGGCUGGCUCAGUGUCUUGCACCGCAUCGACCGUGAGGAAGUAAACCAGCUGCGCUUCACAGUCAUGGCCCGCGACCGCGGGCAGCCCCCCAAGACCGACAAGGCCACUGUGGUCCUCAACAUCAAGGACGAGAACGAUAACGUUCCAUCCAUUGAAAUCCGCAAGAUUGGGCGCAUCCCACUUAAGGACGGGGUGGCCAACGUGGCUGAGGACGUGCUAGUCGACACCCCCAUCGCUCUGGUGCAGGUGUCCGACCGAGACCAGGGCGAGAACGGUGUGGUCACCUGCACUGUAGUGGGCGAUGUCCCCUUCCAGCUCAAGCCGGCCAGCGAUACAGAGGGCGACCAGAACAAGAAAAAGUACUUCCUGCACACUUCGGCGCCUCUGGACUAUGAGACCACCCGGGAAUUUAACGUGGUCAUUGUGGCGGUAGACUCAGGCAGCCCCAGCCUCUCCAGCAACAAUUCCUUAGUUGUCAAAGUGGGAGACACUAACGACAACCCUCCUGUCUUUGGCCAGUCUGUAGUGGAGGUCUACUUCCCUGAGAAUAAUGUCCCUGGUGAGAGGGUAGCAACCGUGCUGGCGACAGACGCUGACAGCGGGAAGAACGCAGAGAUCGCUUAUUCCCUGGACUCCACUGUAAUGGGGACCUUUGCUAUUGAUCCAGAUUCUGGGGACAUCCUUGUAAAUACGGUGCUGGAUCGGGAACAGACUGACAGGUAUGAGUUUAAAGUUAAUGCCAAAGACAAAGGCAUCCCUGUGCUUCAGGGCAGUACCACAGUAAUUGUGCAGGUGGCUGAUAAGAAUGAUAAUGACCCUAAGUUUAUGCAGGACAUCUUUACCUUUUAUGUGAAAGAAAACUUGCAACCCAACAGCCCCGUGGGAAUGGUCACCGUGAUGGACGCUGACAAAGGAAGGAAUGCAGAGAUGAGCCUGUAUAUAGAGGAGAACAGUAACAUUUUUUCUAUUGAAAAUGAUACAGGGACCAUUUAUUCCACUAUGUCUUUUGACCGGGAACAUCAGACCACAUACACUUUCAGAGUCAAGGCUGUGGAUGGUGGAGACCCUCCCAGAUCUGCCACUGCCACAGUCUCUAUCUUUGUGAUGGAUGAAAAUGACAAUGCUCCCACAGUUACCAGUCCCAAAAAUGUGACUUAUGUCUUGCUGCCACCUUCUAGUAAUGUCAGGACAGUUGUAACUACAGUGCUGGCAACGGACAGUGAUGACGGCAUCAAUGCAGACCUGAACUACAGCAUUGUGGGAGGGAAUCCCUUCAAGCUGUUUGAGAUUGAUUCCACCAGUGGUGUGGUUUCCUUAGUGGGAAAACUUACGCAUAAGCAUUAUGGCUUGCACAGGUUGGUGGUACAAGUGAAUGACAGUGGGCAGCCUUCCCAGUCCACCACUGCUCUGGUGCAUGUGUUUGUCAAUGAAAGUGUUUCUAACUCAACUGUGAUCAACUCCCAGAUAGCCAGAAGUUUGCAUACCCCACUCACCCAGGACAUAGCGGGUGACCCAAGCUAUGAAAUUAGUAAACAGAGACUCAGUAUUGUCAUUGGGGUGGUUGCUGGCAUUAUGACAGUGAUUCUAAUCAUUUUAAUUGUUGUGAUGGCAAGGUACUGCAGGUCCAAAAAUAAAAAUGGCUAUGAAGCUGGCAAGAAAGAUCAUGAAGACUUUUUUACACCCCAACAGCAUGACAAAUCUAAAAAGCCUAAAAAGGACAAGAAAAACAAAAAAUCUAAGCAGCCGCUGUAUAGCAGCAUUGUCACUGUAGAAGCUUCUAAGCCAAAUGGACAGAGGUAUGACAGUGUCAAUGAGAAGCUGUCAGACAGCCCAAGCAUGGGCCGAUACCGAUCUGUGAAUGGGGGGCCUGGCAGUCCCGACCUGGCAAGGCAUUACAAAUCCAGUUCCCCUUUGCCUACUGUCCAGCUGCACCCCCAGUCACCCACUGCAGGAAAAAAACACCAGGCUGUACAAGAUCUGCCACCAGCCAACACAUUUGUGGGAGCAGGAGACAACAUUUCAAUUGGAUCAGAUCACUGCUCUGAGUACAGCUGUCAAACCAAUAACAAGUACAGCAAACAGAUGCGUCUACAUCCAUACAUUACUGUGUUUGGCUGAAUUCCACGCUAAUAAGAUGCUCCAUUUUGACCAAACCGAUGACCUUGCUACUCCGAAACCUGCUGGAGCCAGCCCUUGGCCGUGGGGUGUCAGCCAAUCACUACUUCUUCCACUUGUUGUGCUUUUUAUUUUUAAGUUUAUUUUCCUCAUUUAAGGAACAUCAGUAUGCAGAUAAAUAAAUUUGUAGAAGAAACAGUAUUAGUACAGAUGUGCUCUGCGAAUGGGUGUCUAAACCAUGAAUUCCAUUCUCAAGGAGGUGAUACCUGUUAGACAGUAUUGAAGGGAUUAUGAGAAGAAUCCAAAGCAGUAUUUCAAACAGGAAUCUUAAGACUUUGGCUGCGUAUGAACAAAAGGAAAUUAGGUCUCUUAUAUCUUUGUGACUAUCGUAUUAAAGGCUGACUUUAAGCGAAAAUCUAAGUUGAUCAAUACAUUUUACGUGUCAUGUGAUGAUAACUUCUUCAGGCCAGACAUAUAGUUGUGUUAGAGGAAGAGGAUAUUCUUUUGUUCCUUCUGUGUGUGUCCUUUGAAUAUCAUUGUGUGUGUUCAUGUUUUCACCAAAAUAUACAUAUUUAAAGAUUUGAACAAUGUUGUCUGUGAAACAAAUUUGAGUUUGAUUUUGUACUUACAUAGGCACUGUAAUGGAUUGAUUUUUUACCUUGGAUCUUGAAAUACUGACCAAAGUAUCUAUACAAAUGUUCAAGGUUUGCUUGUUUUGAUAAAGUUCUUAACAGAAUUUCAUGUUUCUCAGAUUCACUGAAACCACUGUAGUCACUUUCUGAAGGGGAAAUGCACAGUUCCCUGUUUUGUACAUGGCAUUUAUUUGACAUUUUAUGUCAAAUAAAUUUGAUUAUUUCUAAGAAUUCAGCAUAUUACACAUUAUUCGGUGAUCAAAUGACAUGAUUUCAGUCAUAUAAGUGACAUUUUAGAUAAGUCAGGGAAUCCUUUGGAUGGCCCCUCUACUUCCCUUUGUCUGUAUAUUAUGUCUCUGUUUAUUAUGUUGUAUAUAUUUAUGUGCUUUACACAAGUAUUCUAUAUGUAUAUGUUUGAUUAUUUUAUAAUACAUUUACCAUACCAUCUGCCCUAUUAAAAUUCUCUAAGUUUCAAAAUCCUAAAAAUGCCGAAUUCUCAAGUUUGUUUUGUUUUGUGAACCAUUGUCAAUAAAAUGAUCCUUUCAGGAAAAAAAAAAUGGAGUGACAUUAUACAGUAUAAGAUGAUAGGAAAUGCACUGUAACACAUGCAAAUCCCUAAUGUACACUUGAGGAUUUUUAUUCUAUUAGCUGUUUAUUUAAUUUUGCAAAAGGGAAAUUUACUGAAGUAUCCUUGAGGCUACAGUGAAAUUCCUGAACAAAACUUAAUUAUCCUCAAUCUCCCAUUCUGUUUGGUGUUUAAGAUCAGUGUAAGAGGCUGGUAAAGGAACCCUUACCAUUUUUUCUGCUACUUGGGAAUGCUUCUUUCUCGGCCUCAAGUAGUAAACUUCCUUUGAUACACUUAAAAUGCAAAUUUGGUAACAAAUCACAGCAAUUCAAAAAUAAGUAAUAGAGUAAAGUCCAGAAUUGGGUUAAUUGAAUAUGCAAUCAGUGCAUAAAGUGAUACUUAGGAAUACCCUCACACAGAAGAAGGGUAAAAGUCAACAUUUUGGAAAUUCAGGUUGUAUUAUACUCUUAGGGCAUGAAAUAAGGUCUUAUCUCUCUGCUACAACUAGAAAGCUAUGAAAUAGAGGAUUACAGAAUGUCGCCAUAGGAAAAGUAAAUGUUGUCUUGUGCAAAUUUUGUUUCAUCUGUGUUUGUGUGUUCUUGUUACUGUCUUUAUAAAAGAUAUAUCUUAGUGUAGAAGAAAUUGGGAGGGUUUGAGACCCAUACCCUUGACUGUUCAGGGUGGGAAAUUAUGGCCACCUACUAUUUUUAUCAGAAAAAAAUCAUAGUAAAUCAAAGCAAUGUAUUGCUAGUAUUCUUGGGAAAUGUAGUAUACUAUUGAGUUGAACAGAAUGGU
This is a messenger RNA of Octodon degus (degu), 6207 nucleotides long. It is a transcript of the gene Pcdh7, whose product is annotated as protocadherin 7. Gene Ontology annotation, biological process: homophilic cell-cell adhesion. Gene Ontology annotation, cellular component: plasma membrane. Gene Ontology annotation, molecular function: calcium ion binding. The record is from RefSeq and is a predicted model, not a curated record. Lineage: Eukaryota; Metazoa; Chordata; Mammalia; Rodentia; Octodontidae. Bases 1012 to 4218 code for a protein of 1068 amino acids. The transcript is spliced from 2 exons.